Messenger RNA from Symbiodinium sp. CCMP2456, 3426 nucleotides. The record is from the annotation of a GenBank genome assembly. Lineage: Eukaryota; Dinophyceae; Suessiales; Symbiodiniaceae.
AUGGUUUCUCAGUCCCCUGUCGUGGCCUGGGGCAAUGUCAGCUGCUUUUCAGAGACGCAGCCGUUUGACGCGUGCUGCCUUGCCGGGCUGCAGUUGUAUGACACGACGAACCGAUUGUGCAUGUCCAGCUGCCAGCCACGGUCGUGCUUCCGUCAGAGAUCGUACACAAGCUGCUGCCAAGCCGCGAGACCGCUGCGAGUGUAUGGUCGCAGAAAGGCAGCAAACCAGUGUUUCAGUGGCUGUGGAGAACCCUCGUGGGCGGAAUUCCUGCGAGUCUUUCGCUUGUCCCACGGCUGCGUGCACUGUAUCGGGCGACACGACCUGAUACAAGCCGCGGAUGCCGUCUUGAAGCAGAGCUGGGUGCGAAGCAUCGAAGCUUGCCGUGCUGGACGAAUCGCUGCUGCCUUCGUGGUUCUAGUGGCUGCCGCCGUGUCUCGGGCAUCAACAGCCCCUCUGGCAGUCCAUUCUGCCGAGGCAGCAUCGCUAAUCACAGGCAUGAUGGCCUGCGAUCAUACCUCGCUGCAAUGGUGGCAACUUCUCGGUGUCACAGACCGGCAGAUGCAGUAUGUCGUUGCACAGAUGGAGCCGAUUCCGUUUCUCCGGUCGAGCAUAAAUCUCCCGGCGUACCUCGGUGAGGCUUUCAACUGGUCCACUGCCAGCUUGGACAUCGGCGCAGGAGGAUUCGGUGACACUCUCUACAUGCUGGCGCGGCAGAUGCGUGUGCUGGCCGUGGAUGCUCGCCCAGUUACUUCAGAGCCCUGGAUGAUGAGCCAUGCUUGGAAGGCUGCUCGCAAGGGCCACCUUGAGGUGCUGCCACGGGCAGUCACUGCUAUCGGUGGGGCCACAGUCCCUCUCUUCCUUGACAGGCACGGGCAGGGGCUCAUGAGCUCGCUCAACACGACCAUCGUGCCAGGCGUCGACCUCCACGCUCUGGAGGAGAUCCAGGUUCAGAGCAGCUCCUGUGAUGAGCUUCACAGGUACUGGGCACGCGGCCGCUCCGUCACGUACAUGAAGGUGGACGUGGAAGGGCUGGACGUGGAAUGCGUUCGCAAGCUCUCCAGUGAUAUCAGGAUGUCGCAUGGAGCUAUCUCCAAGCCCGAGUUUUUUUCCAUCGAGCUCCCGGACUCUGCCGCCAAAGUGCUGGAACUUAUCGAAGUCUUGGGGGGCAUGGGAUAUACGUCCUUCAAAAUCUGUCGGCAGCGAUUGUAUAACCUUCGACUAGCACGUGGUCCACGUUACGCAGCAUCUGGCCCAUUCGGUCAUGAUGCGGUUGAUUUUCUUCGUGGGCCCAGAUGGCGCGGAGCUUCUGAAAUCACCCUGGAGCUCCUCCGCCUUGUCAACUGGGAGAGAAGGAGAUAUCUUGAAUGGUUUGAUCUUCACGCUGCAGACAUCGCAGCCAAAAGGGGGCACAGCAUAGAGGAGCAGUACGAGUGGGAUGAGACUGAUCCAGUUCUGCCUAGCUUCUUGUGCGGUGCCGAUGCAGGGUCCUCAGCUGCCCAGGACAGACGUUUCGGCUGGCUCCGUGCAUCCUUCUUGUACAUUCUGAGCCUGCCGUCGCAUUUUCUGAAGACCUUCGACUGGAACGGAAUUCGGCGAAUAUGGUACGGUCCGAAGUCAGAGGAGGAUGGGGUGCGAAAAUUUGGCGUGACCUCCAUGGUCGUGAUCAACUACAUGCUCUACCGUGCCUCCGCGUUAUUAACCAAGGUUGUAUUCCUGGGCUUGUUCAUUGCAUGGUCCUUGAGCAGUGCGGAGGAGCUGGAAAAAGCUGUGGAUUUGACGAGACUGAGCCUCAGCGACAAGUGGCAGAGCCCUCCGUCGCUGGCAUGUCUUUUGGGGACUUGUGGGUAUGUGUACGGCCGUCACCAUGAGUGGGAUCACAGACAGUCUGUGCAGAUGCCACCUCCUGCCCAGCAGUGCGAGAUGUUUGCAGGCUAUGAGAAGUUUGUCAUGGACAAAGUUGCCACUGGAGAGAACGCAACUUUCCUGUCCUACUCAGAAGAGGUGGCUCCCAGAGCAAGGCGACUGGCUGCAGCAACUGCCGGCGUGCAGGUCAUGAUGCAGACCUUUUCUGCCAUUCAGUUGCAAAGCGCCGGCCUGACUACCUGGAAAGCCAUCAUCAAAAUGAUGGCUUACGGCUUCUUUGCCAUGAGGUACAAUCUUUACUUCGCUUGGGCUGCAAUCAUUACCUUCCCCUUCCUGAUCACAUUCGUGCCGACUUCCAAUCUGCUGGACUGGACGCUCUCUGAAAAAAUCUUUGCUCACCAUCUCGAGGAGGCGCGCAGGCACUUCCACACAGAUGAAAUCGUAGCAGCGUGUAUGCUGAACGAUCCUGCCGAGACGUUUGAAGUGGCACGUCCCGUCAUCAAGGCGGUGUGCCCUGUUCUUCAGCAACGUGUUCCGUAUGUUAUGCCGGGCGUCGUCAGGGUGACGGUGCUUGGCAGAUCUGUGCCGGUUACAAUUAGCAGCUGGCUACCAUGGUUGACGAAUAUGGUGCCAGAGGGGACAAAUUUGCAGCGGGCCCAGCUCAUGAACCGUCAGUCGGAAAUUGAGUGGUCCGUCAUGAUGUGCCCCACAGCGUUCUCGCAGUUCUGCCGCCGAGAGGCAGCGACGGCACUGACGGAGCUAAAAGAGGCGCUGCGUGAGAAGCAACAGGAGUCCACGGAACUGGCUGCGUACCAGCUGCACUUUGCAGACAAGGUUGCGGGCUUGGACGAGGUUCCUCUGCGGCUUUUCAGUCAAAAGAGGAACUCCCGUCUGGAUGGGAUUCUGGUCCGAGCCGGGGGCGAUGGAAGUGGCUGCACAGAGCCACCGUCAGUUCAAGCAGAGGAUGCUGUGGUCGUGGUCGGUCCCAUGGAGCGAGGUCGGGGCUCGUGCAGCGUUAGACAUAUCUUGCGCCUUGCGGGCAAGGUUAGUGUGCGGGCGGUCCUGAUUCUUGAUCCGAAGCGCCUUGUGAGUCGGGUUCCAUCCCCUCCAAGGGUGACAGUUGGCGUUGUUGCCUCUGCGCUUGACAGUCAGGCCAUCCUGCAUCUGUUGGAAAAGCCUGAAAUGCACGGUGGGAUCCACGUCGACAUUCGGUAUUCUCCUGUCUUCGGCCUACAGGCUUCCGCGCGAACCCCCGCCGGCUGCCUCUGCAAAGGCCUGGGCUACGACUCGGACUGCCGGGUCCGACCGGCCGAGCUCCUGAGCAAAUCCUCUGAAGGCAGGAGCCCAUACCCGUGGUGCGAAACGGCCGUAUUCGACUAUUGGGGAGUUCCUUGCAAACAGGAUUUCGACCUCUGCCCAGACCUGAGGGGUGAGGGCAUUGCCCGUUGCUUGAAACUCAGGCCCAUACCACCAGAACCGCAGAACACGCCAUGUGUCAGCAUCAUGCAACACAGAUGUUCACAUGGCCUGCCGGUGCGCGUGUCCAGGUCUUCCUCCGGGUGA